AGUCAACCAUCCGUCAGCCGUUGCAUACGCCACGUGACUAAUGCAAUUAAUAAUGUUUUACUGCGACAAUGGGUUAGAUUUCCCAUGACGGACAUUGAACGUCAUCAUGCUAGAGAAAAAUUCAGAUUAGCUCCACAAACAUUUGUUGGCGCUAUUGGGGCUAUAGAUUGUACAUACAUAAAUAUAAAAGGUCCGAUACAACAUGAAGAAGCUUAUGUUAAUCACUGGGGUGAUCAUACAAUCAAUACACAAGUCAUCUGUGAUCCUGAUUUGAAAAUUUUAAAUGUAAAUGCACGAUAUCCUGGCGCACGACAUGAUGCGUACAUAUGGUCAAAUUCACCAGUACGCCGUAUAAUGGAGCGAAAAUUCAAUAAUGGAGAACGUAAUACUUGGUUGAUUGGUGAUGAUGGAUAUAGUCUCGAACCGUGGUUAAUGACUCCCUUGAAACAUGAACAACCAAACACAUCAAGAUUUCAGUAUAAUGAGGAGUUAUGUAGCGCCAGAUGUUGUGUUGAAAGAUUAUUUGGUACAUGGAAAGCUAUAUUUCGAUGUUUGUCAGCGCAAAGACGUUUGAUGUAUGAACCAGACAUGGCCGGCAAAAUAGUAAAUGCAUGUGCUGUUUUGCACAAUAUUAGGAUUGCGUAUCGGUUGCUAGAUGUGGAAGUUGAUGUUAAUGAAGUAGAAGCAUAUCGACACGUAAAUAGGCCUAAUAUGGCCUAA
Odontomachus brunneus is the source of this 720-nucleotide messenger RNA. RefSeq names its product putative nuclease HARBI1. The record is from RefSeq and is a predicted model, not a curated record. The coding region runs from base 85 to 720 and encodes 211 amino acids. Lineage: Eukaryota; Metazoa; Arthropoda; Insecta; Hymenoptera; Formicidae. The transcript has 3 exons.